AUCGGUUACCUACCUUAUAUGUAAUAUUUUCAUUAUUUAAGGUAACCUUUCCUGAUAAUUGUGAGGUGUCUUUAUUUAGCUUUCAAUUUUAAAAAGAAGUACAAUGCUUUGUAUUUGUGAGAAACUUGGACGUAGAGGUUUUAAUGUUAUAUCACAAGUACGAAGGUUUUCCAGAAACAACAGGGAAAUAGACAGAAACAUAGACAGACUGUGUGUGGAGUUUAGAAAACUAGAAGGUGGGUCAGUGGACAUCAGCAAAGAUGAGGAAUCUGGCAUCGCAACAGUCACCAUGUGUAAUAGUGGGAAGAAAAAUGCUUUUACAGGGAAGAUGAUGGUAGAUCUCCUUGACUGUGUCACAGAACUAGAGCAGUGGACAGCUGGGAAGGGUGUGGUACUGACCGGAGCAGACAACAGUUUCUGUUCUGGAGGCGAUCUUGAGACAGUAAAGAGGGUCUUGGGGAAUGGUUACGGUAUGUGUGAACUAAUGCAGCAUACAACGUCUAGAUUGUUUGACCUACCCAUGGUCAGCUGUGCUGCCAUAUCUGGACACGCACUAGGAGGUGGUGCUGAAUUAGCAACUGCAUGUGAUUUUCGAAUUAUGAGCAAAGAGGCAAAAAUUGGAUUUGUCCAAGCUCGUUUAAAUGUGGCAACUGGGUGGGGAGGGUGCACAAGACUAGCUAAGAUUGUUGGAAGAACCACUGCCCUGCAGGUUCUUGCCUCAGCGAGAGUAUUAGACGCUAAUACAGCAAGGACUCUGGGGCUUGUGAAUGAUGUGCUUGAUACUGACAAUAUAGCCACUGAAGCAAUGGACUGGUUGUCCAAAAAUUGUAUUGGAGAUGUUAAUGUUACAAGAGUGAUAAAGCAGAUGGUAGUUGCUGGCUUGUAUUUUGAGGAAAGUCAAUCCUAUGAUAUGGAAAAACAGCUUUUCUGUAAGGUCUGGGGUAGCAGAUCUCAUAAAGAUGCUCUUGAAGCUAACAUUAAACACAAAUGAUAGAACAUGGCAUUAAAAUGUAUAAAAUAUUUAUGAUGUUGUUGUCAAAAAUUGUUUUCUUUUGUAUAAAUGAUGAUUAUAAUGCCAAUUGUGUGCAAUAUAUCAGUAAUAGUAAUAGGGGGAUAUUUUAAGACAAUAAAUGUGAAAGAU
Molecule: messenger RNA, 1141 nt
Organism: Mya arenaria
Lineage: Eukaryota; Metazoa; Mollusca; Bivalvia; Myida; Myidae
Product: ethylmalonyl-CoA decarboxylase-like
Exons: 3
Coding region: 104-991 (295 amino acids)
Biological process (GO): fatty acid beta-oxidation
Cellular component (GO): cytosol
Molecular function (GO): enoyl-CoA hydratase activity
Source: RefSeq, a predicted model, not a curated record